CCACUUUCUACUCCAGCAAUUCUUUUUAAACCUCCUUAGUUUGCUACCAUGUCGGAGCAGCCGGAGGAGACCGAAAGUCCGGUGACGGAUUCUGGAAAUCAUGACAACGCCGCGGAGGACAACGCAUCGGAAGCUUGUGCGUCCCCCGAGAAAACCGAAGUCCGAAAAGACCGGGGCGACUCGGUCGGAUCCAAUAGCACCGAUAAGAAAAAGAUCGAUGUCCUCCUGAAGGCGACCGGCGACGCGCCAAUCAUGCUGAAAAGAAAAUGGGCCGUUUCGCCGACGUCGAAAGUGAUGGAUAUCGUGGACUUCAUCAGGAGAUACUUGAAACUCGACCAAUCGGAGUCCCUGUUCCUGUACAUAAACCAAGCGUUUGCUCCCUCCUUGGACCAAGAGAUCAGCAACCUUUACGAGUGUUUUGGUUCCAAUGGAAAGCUUACCCUUCACUACGCAAAAACGCAUGCCUGGGGUUGAAGCCAAAAACUUUCAUUAACGUUCUUGUAAAUAGUGUGGAAUAAAUGUUACA
Messenger RNA from Rhipicephalus sanguineus (brown dog tick), 526 nucleotides. It is a transcript of the gene Atg12, whose product is annotated as autophagy protein 12-like. The transcript is spliced from 4 exons. Gene Ontology annotation, biological process: autophagosome assembly; C-terminal protein lipidation; nucleophagy. The record is from RefSeq and is a predicted model, not a curated record. The coding region runs from base 49 to 474 and encodes 141 amino acids. Gene Ontology annotation, cellular component: phagophore assembly site membrane; cytoplasm; Atg12-Atg5-Atg16 complex. Lineage: Eukaryota; Metazoa; Arthropoda; Arachnida; Ixodida; Ixodidae.